This is a messenger RNA of Staurois parvus, 1356 nucleotides long. The record is from the annotation of a GenBank genome assembly. NCBI's taxonomy places the organism in Eukaryota, Metazoa, Chordata, Amphibia, Anura, Ranidae.
AUGAGGGUGUUGAACGGUGCCCGGGUCCUCUCUAGGAGGCUUUAUUCAGCAAAAGCAGCCACAAAGCCUGAAGCUGCUGGCAAGGCUCGUCUUCUUCCUGAGGAGCUUGAGAUCACAAAGUUGCCAAAUGGGCUGGUUGUCGCCUCUCUAGAAAACUACGCCCCAUCUUCUAGGAUCGGAAUGUUUAUAAAGGCAGGAAGCCGAUAUGAAACCGCCAACAAUUUGGGUGUUAAUCACGUUUUACGUCUUGCAUCCAACUUGACAACUAAGGGAGCCUCCGCUUUUAAAAUUACCCGUGGUCUUGAAGCUGCUGGAGCUGGCUUAAGUGUGACAUCAACAAGGGACAACAUUGUGUACGCAGUGGAAUGUCUUAGAGAUGAUGUGGAUACUGUAAUGGAAUAUCUCAUUAACAUCACUACUGCCCCAGAAUUCAGAAGAUGGGAGAUCGCUGAACUUGCGGACAGAGUAAAGACUGAUAAGGUUUUGGCUUUCCAAAAUCCACAAGUUGGUAUCUUGGAGAACCUUCAUGCUGCUGCUUACCGUAAUGGUCUUUCUAAUUCCUUGUUCUGUCCUGACUACAGAAUUGGAAAAGUUUCACCAGAUGAGCUGCAGCAGUACGUGCAGACUCAUUUCACAAGUGGAAGACUGGCCUUUGUAGGUUUAGGUGUCAGUCAUUCUGUCCUUAAACAAGUUGGAGAACAGUUUCUUAAUGUCAGAAGUGGUGCUGGUCCUGCAGCUGUCAAAGCUCAGUAUCGUGGAGGUGAGAUCAGAGAGCAAAAUGGAGAUGGUCUUGUCCAUGCUGCAAUUGUUGCAGAAGGAGCAGCAGUAGGGAGCCCUGAAGCAAAUGCUUUCAAUGUCCUCCAGCAUGUUCUGGGUGCAGGGCCCUACAUCAAAAGAGGCAGCAACUCCAGCAGUAAACUUUCCCAAGCAGUGUCCAAGGCAACCAGUGAACCCUUUGACGUUUCUGCGUUCAAUGCAAGCUACUCGGAUUCUGGAUUGUUUGGUGUCUACACUAUAUCCCAGGCUGCUUCUGCUGGAGAUGUAAUAAACGCUGCUAUUAAUCAGGUGAAAGCUGUCGCUGGUGGUACUGUAACUGAGGCUGAUAUCACAAGAGCAAAGAACCAACUCAAAUCCCAGUACCUUAUAUCUAGUGAAAAUUCCUCUGGGCUGUUGCAUGAGAUUGGGUCUCAGACACUGGCAGCCGGUACCUAUACAUCACCAGUUGCUGCCAUCAAACAAGUAGAUUCCGUGACCAGCGCAGAUGUUGUUAAUGCUGCAAAGAAAUUUGCAUCUGGAAAGAAAUCCUUGGCAGCAAGCGGAAACCUGGAAAAAACCCCAUUUGUUGCAGAUCUCUAA